This is a messenger RNA of Lottia gigantea (owl limpet), 516 nucleotides long. RefSeq lists its product as hypothetical. The transcript has 2 exons. The record is from RefSeq and is a predicted model, not a curated record. NCBI's taxonomy places the organism in Eukaryota, Metazoa, Mollusca, Gastropoda, Lottiidae. The coding region runs from base 1 to 516 and encodes 171 amino acids.
AUGAAACCAGAAACUAUAGUAAAAAGAAUAAUAGAAGCUAUCGAAACGGAAUCACCAACUACAAUAACUUACGAUGGUAAAAAGAUUAAAAUAUCUAAAAAGAUUAUCGAUAAAUAUAAACAUUGUAAAGUUAGAGAUGAUAUAGAUUUGGAAAGAAUUGACAAGAGUGUAAAGGAAGCAAGGGCGACAGCUGGUGGGGCGGCUGGGAUAACGCAAGCCAUCAACGCCAAGAACGCAGCUGAUGCUGAAAAAAGUGAAAAACGUAGACAUAAUAUGGAAAUGGAAAAAAUAGCUCAAGGUUCGGGAGUAGUAGAUAUAUUAGGGACAGUUGAAGAAUUUGGAAAUCGAUUUAGUGAAGAAACCAAGAAAACUGUUAAAGAGGGAUUAAGUAAUCUAAUAGAUAAAAUCGACACAGGAGAAACGAAAGUCAUGUUAUGUCAGGUUAUGUUAUAUUUUUUAAAAACAAACGUUCUGGAGAGGGAAUCUUUCUUUCAAAGUAUAAAGGAGAAGGAGUGA